Messenger RNA from Paramuricea clavata, 7738 nucleotides. NCBI's taxonomy places the organism in Eukaryota, Metazoa, Cnidaria, Anthozoa, Malacalcyonacea, Plexauridae. The record is from the annotation of a GenBank genome assembly.
UUUUAGGUAUCGGCAAUUCUGGUGGUGAUAUUGCAGUUGAAUUAAGUCGUCAUGCGAAGCAAGUUUACCUCAGCACUAGACGAGGGGCAUGGGUACUUUCCAGGCUUGGUGAUGGCGGAAUGCCUGUUGAUAUGGUGUUGGGCACAAGAUUUUUUAAUUGUAUUCCAAAGGUAUUGUCCGGCCCUGUUCUGGCAUCAAAGAUCAACAAACGAUUUUGUCAUACUACAUUUAGCUUGAAACCCAACCAUUCUCCCUAUGCCCAACAUCCAAUGGUUAAUGAUGCAUUACCCCAUCAAAUUAUUACUGGUGCUUUGAUUGUGAAACCCAAUGUGGCACAAUUCACAAAGGACGGUGUUCAAUUUGAUGACGGAUCAACUGUGAACAACCUUGAUGCUGUGAUUUUUUGCACUGGAUACGAUAUGAGGUUUCCUUAUCUUGAAAUUGAGGAAGAAGUUGUGUUGAAAAAUGAAGUAAAAUUGUAUAAGUAUGUUUUUCCUCCUUCCCUGAAGAAACCCACAUUGGCAGUGAUUGGAAAUAUUCAACCUUUGGGUGCCGUUAAUCCGAUUAGUGAGUUACAAGCUAGAUUGGCUUGUCGUGUCUUUGGAAGGAAAGUCCAAUUACCCAGCCAGGAAGAUAUGGAAAUGGAUAUUUCCAGGAAACGAGAGGCAAUGAAGAAACGUUAUUAUGAUACAAAACGACAUACAGUCCAGGUAAAUGGGUAUCAUUCAAGCUUGUAGAUUUUAUUUUUGUGGGGGUAGCCAAUAUUUUUUAUGGAGGUAUGCAUGUGGUCUUUUAGAGACGACCAAGCGAACAAAAAACUGAUAACCUGGGGAUGAGAAUGCAUCCUGGAAUCAAACUACAACUGGUGUGCAACUCAGGCGGACCCUUCCCCCACCCAAUAGACGAUUCCCCUUAUUACGUUUUCGUAGCGCUUUGCAUUGUGGUUAUAGUGGUAUCACUCACAUUCAAGAUGGCUUAUUUUUUGUUCUGACCCGUGGAAGAACUUUUAAGCUAGGGUCAGGUGCGUGAUGCCAACAGCAAAAUAUUCGCGAAAACGUUCAAUAUUUUCAUUCGAGGCCGCUAUCUUUAUCAGUGAUACCACUAUAACCACAAUGCAAAGCGCUACGAAAACGUAAUAAGGGGAAUCGUCUAUUGUAGCUCUUGGAUUUGGUUCAAUAGCUGUAGAGUUGACCGUUUUGGAGUUGACCUCGCUGUACAUCCAGAAUUCUUAAUCGAAAGUUUUUAAAGCGCAUAUUUUGAUACUUGAAUUUGGAGCUUGCCUCUUAGGCUAUGGAGGUAGGGUCGCUUCAUUGUCCCCUGACGUAAUAGUAUCGUUUUUAGGUUAAGGUAGACACUGGUCAAUGUGCAAAAGGCUAUACAUGUGUAUAGUUGAGUUUCAUUAGUUGUUGCAUGGUGGUCAACGUCACAAACGUUGGAAUUUUUACAUGUAGGAGUACUCAAGUUUUUCUACAUUUCUUAAUUCUCUUUAUUUGUUUUCAAGUACUAUUGUCAGUAAUGAAAUGUUUCUCAUACACAGAGCUUUGUGAAACCUUUCAUUACAUGCACGGAUUGUGCAUGCAUAUAAAUCCAAAGUGAGACAAGGUUUGAUUUAAAGUCGAUUCAUUAAUAUGCAUACGGAUUGUGCAUGCAUAUAAAUCCAAAGUGAGACAAGGUUUGAUUUGAAGUCGAUUCAUUAAUAUGCUGAACAGUUUCUCAUACACAGAGUAUUGUGAAACCUUUCAUUACAUAGAGGACUGACGGAUUGUGCAUGCAUAUAAAUCCAAAGUGAGACAAGGUUUGAUUUAAAGUCGAUUCAUUAAUAUACAUACGGAUUGUGCAUGCAUAUAAAUCCAAAGUGAGACAAGGUUUGAUUUAAAGUGAAUUCAUUAAUAUGCUGAACAGUUUCUCCUACACAGAGCUUUGUGAAACCUUUCAUUGCAUAGAGGACUGACGAAUCUGUCAAGAUAUGAUGGUCUGGAAACCCGGCAAACUUCAAAACUACAAAAUAGAAGGCCUUUGUUUCAUGUUGAACUGUACCUCACCAUGCUCAAAUCCUUUGUCCCAACUUCAUGAAAUAUUAUUCAUCGUGGUUGCACGUUUCAUCUCAGCUGUCCUUAUUGAACGAUUACUUCAUUAUACAAAAAGACAAUGAGCUCAAUCACCGUGACCGUGCAAAAUUAACAUAAACUCAGACAAAAACGUAAUACAAUGACUUCUGUUUAGUUUCCAGACCAUACUAUGUGCUGAACUGUUUUCAAACCCAUGCAGGGCUGAGCUGCAUGCUAGCUAUAGGUGAUGUGCAACCACUCCCAUGGGAUUCGAAGGACAAAGCGAUUUUCGCCAUCUUAGAUGAAAUUUGCAUUGCAAACAAGCAAAAUCCUUGUCAAUGUCAUCCAACAUGGCGACGGUGACAUAACUUGCACAUCACCUAUUGCGAUGCGAGAACACGAAAUUUACACAGUUGGAAUAUAGUUUAACAGGAUAUCUCAUACUACCAGUCUUAGAACUUGAUCAGUUCUAAGAUUUGUAAUUACAUGUUCUUCAAUGAAACGAGUUUGCUAUAUUCGAUAUAUCUAUGUGAUACGUUACACGAUCCGCAAAUACAAAAUUCACCUGAUUUGCAUAAAGCUUGUUCCAUUUUCUCAAUAGAAAUAGCUUUUUCUCAAAUAACGUCUUGAAAAUACAACUAUAUUUGGAUUCGUGCGUUCCACAACCUACAUACAGGCUACAGCAUUGGUAUCCUAAUUGUAUCAGACAUAACAACCAAUCGGUUUUAACUAGUAUUUGUAUACUCUGAUACAACACAGCCGGUCAAGCUGUAUACAUUAAGUACCACCUCCACCCGAAGCUUCUGCAGUCUGCACAAUACAACAGACAGGUUUGAAGAAAAAUGGCAAUAAAAAUUAUGCUUGUCUAGUUUGAAAGAGUGUUGAGAAUAUUCAAAAAUUAAAAUAUCUUAAUUUUCUUAGAUAUUUGGAAGCAAAACAUCCCACCAUCCGCCGUCACAACCAGGGCUCAAAAUAACGGCUGAUAGGUCCCAGGUCAAAAUGACCGGUGAGCUUGAUUUUAGCUCGGUUCAAAAUCUGUUUUUGACCAGUCACUAAUAUACGCAUAUACUAGUAAGUGAAUCACCGCCUAGGUCUACUUCGUAGGAUUAAACACCUGCUACCAUUUAAUGCACGAAUCCUUUUUUAUAACAGUCUCGUACUCCCAAUCUUUGACUAUGCGGAUGUUAUAUGGGGAGCCAAAAAUAAUAUACAGUGUUAAUGAACAAUCUUCAGAUACUCCAGAACAAAGCCGCCAAGAUUGUUUUAGACCAUUUUUUUUAUCGGCAACAGACGCGUUAAACACUUUAGGCUGGACCACUCUUAUUUGUUUAUUUGUUUUUAAAGCCCCAUUUACACUACGCUCAAUUUUUGGUACGGCACGGAUAAAAUUGGUACCCGUACCACUUUUUUGGUUCUUGGACUACCUAUUUGGCUAAGCCCCGUUUACACUAUGCUCAAUUUUUGGUACCGUACCACUUUUUGGUUCUUGGACUAUCUAAAUAGGUAGUACCAAUUUUAUCCGUGCCGUACCAAAAAUUGAGCGUAGUGUAAACGGGGCUUAAGUGUCUAAAUAAUCAUACCUCACAUGGAUUUGAACUUCUAGCGAACAGAGAAAUACAAUACACAAACUACAAUGCACGAUAUAAGGACAAUUUAAGGCCACCUAAAGUGUCAAGGAAUUGGAGAAAGCAAAGACUCGCUUAUUUGAACUUUCCCUCGUAUAAUUUUGUAAUAUUUUUUAUAGUUAUGUAUGCAUGCAUAUGUCUUCCUUGUAAAAUAGUUUAUUUAGUUCAGGACCUUUCUGAAAAUCACUUUGUGAGAAAGCUUCCUGAAAUUAAAUAUUAAUUUAAAAAAACACACAAAAAAAACAGUGAAACAAAUCGUAAGAAUUUGUUUCGAGACAUUGCUUUUAUUGUUUAACGUUUUAAACGCUCAAGACGUUAGCAAUCACAUUGUAUAAAGGUGAAUAGUCAAGUUUAUCAUCGUUAGUGGUUACUAUAGCUCUUUCGGGGAAAUCUUUAUCAUGUGGGUUGACCAACACAAACAGAAUUUAACUGUUGAUGCAUGAGCCAAGCGAAUUAUCAAUAAAUUGUACAACAAAUACCUCUAUCCGAUUAGGGGUUGCAAUAAGUAAAUAAAAUUUUGUUGAGUAAACAACCUAUAGCUAAUUACAACACUUAAAAUAAAAUCGAAACCUUUCCAGUUCAACCAGCAUGCAAUUACUAUUUAGUUAUACGUUUUGUUCAAGAACAAACGAUGUUUUUGUCGUACGUAAAUUGACGUUCUUGUGGUGUAAUGCGUAUACAUGCCAUGAAAUACACAGUCUUUCUCUGACAAUAUUCAGCAGAUAUGCUGAGGAGAAAAAAACGAUUUCUAAUAAUAAUAAUAAUAAUAAUAAUAAUAAUAAUGAUUUAUUAGCGAUUCCAAAUUGAAUUGGCUCUUCUAUCACUAAAUUAACUAAUCUACAUUAACAAAUACUAUAUUUACAAUGAGUAGCUAUGAAGAGUUAAUACAUCUAUACAGUACAUUCACACAGUCACAGUACAUAUUUCACAAAACAGAUGUAACAAAACAUAGUCAUUUAUACACCGGCCCGAGCCUCUCGUGGGCCAAGUCUGUGAGAUAGACUUUCACACUUGUUCCAAAAAUGUUGAAAUCUUUGCAAUUUCGCAAACUAUCUGGCAGAGAGUUAAAUGCAGCUGAAGGAAAAUGGGGCCGGGCAACUGACAACCGUUGACCGCCGUUAUUUUGAGCUCUGAAAACUAAAAAAUAAUAUCAGCGGAAAUCUUAUACAUGGCUUGUGCUUUAGUUUAAAAUCGACACGAGUAAAAAAUAAGAUUUAGCAUUAAAAUAACUUCAGAAUUGCCCAAGAUACAAAAUAAUUUUACUCCGGUUGUGACUUCACGCAUAUCCAAGAUGGCGGAAUGCAUGAUGAUUUUGUUUGAAAUGAAGGGUAAUACCUUUUUAUACCAAGAACGAUAAAGAAAAUUGUAAUAAGGUUUUGAAAUAGAUCCAAUCUCCCUUCCAAGUGCGAGAAACCUGAGAUGAAACACACUCCAAAGUCCAAAUAUUAACAUCUUGUAAGUUCAAGAUUCGACCUAUUUAAACAAGGCAACAAAGUCAUUGUCAUGCACCUAUCAAUGUUUUCCCCCUGAGAGGGGGGUGCGGGCAACCCAGGGGAAUUUUGACAUUUUUAAAAUUUUGUAGUCAAAAUCCCCACUGUUGGGCAAGGAACGGCUGCCAAAAUUCCCCACUAUAUUCCUAAGAUAACAAGGCACUCGUAUGUUUUCCAAUGCGAACAUACAGUCUAGUAUGUUUUCCAAUGCGAACAUACAGUCUAUACUGCUUUAAACUUGGUAAAAAUUGAGACAUUGUGUAUAAAAUACCUUUUUCGAUGAAACUUGAUCUUGUUUCUCCGCUAUACUUGUUACCAGGCCUUUUAGUGUCAAAACCGCGCAAACUUUCAAGAUGGCGCAUGUCAAAAUUUCCCGACUCUGGGAGUUGAUGCAUAGGUCAAAUUCCCCUCGCUGGGUCUUCAUAGUGUGGUCAAAGUCGCCUGGGUCGUCCGCACCCCCCUCAGAGGGAAAACAAUGAUAGGUGCAUCAAACCUAACUCAGCACGCUUGUAAAUAGUUAGGUUUGAGAAUGACUUUGGAAUAAAGUCGAAAUAUUACCUUGAAUUUUGUUGUCUUGUUAGCUUGUUAGCUCAUAUAGCUUGAAUCUUGAGUUUAUACAAGAUGUUAAUAGUCGGAAUGUGUUAUGAUUCGGUUAUACAAGUGUAUGUUAAAAUUUAUAAAUCUGUGACUUGACAUUUUGGGGAGGCAAUAUUUUGCUUAGCGGAUUGCAUUCACAUUUGUUCUUACUGGAACAGUCUGAGAACUUUUUAAAUUUUCUCAAAUCUGGUCGUAAGUGGCUAAAGUAUAAAAUGGCUAAAGUGGUUCAAGUAUAAAAUAACUGUAAUGCAUGCACGGACAAACUGAAACGAUGCUAGGUCUACAUGGUUUCCGUGAACGAGUAAACUUUAAAGAAGUGUUGGAGGCUCAUCUAUAUUUUUUGCUUUUCAGGUUGACUUCAUCACAUAUUGUGAUGAGCUAGCUGAGAUGAUUGGAUGCAAGCCCAACCUGACGAAAUUGUUCCUUAGUGAUCUACCACUUGCUCUGAAAUGUUUCUUUGGUCCCUGCACACCCCCGCAAUAUCGCUUGAUGGGACCUGGCUCGUGGGUCGGGGCAAAAAAGGCCAUCGAGAAAGCUCACAAUAAUGUUAUUUAUGCCACAAAAACAAGAGAUACCAAGCAACCCUCCAGUUCGUCAGCAAUUACGGUGGCCAUGAUUGUCGCAAUUAUCUUAGCAAUGAUUGUAAUAACUUGUCUAGUAAAUUAAGAAGGCUAAUGUGAAUUGGCACCUUGUAUUAAAUUUAUCAGACAUGACAGGGGAAGACUAUUCGGCACUCAGUUAAUGCAGUGACGUCACGCCGAAGGUUGAUCGCAAAAUGUCGUCGUCUACAUUUAUUUCGUGGUACGCGCGAGAACAGCUCACUCUGUGAUUAAAUGCCCGGCAUUUAUUAUAAAAGAGCCUACAUGUCGGAUUAAUGAUAUAACAAGACGCUCCAUGGAGCGUUAAGUCGCUGGGACGAUGGGAAUAUGCAACUUUAAGUACAAGUAUACCACAAAAGAAGAGCGUGUUUGUUUUUCCGAAACCCCUUUCCAUCUUGUCUGGCAGUUAGUGCUAAUAGUUAAAACAAGUACAACCAUGUAGCAAUGUUGUUUAAAUUAGCCUUUCUCACGAAGACGAAUAUCCGCCAUUUUUGGGUGGCAUCUAAUUCUCGUUAACCAAUGCAAUCGUCAACCAUUUACAAAGCAAAUUUACCAUUAUUCGUCCAAAUGGAGUUUUCUCGCAGUCCACAUGGACUUUACUAUUACAAGUAAAUAGCGAAAUUUUGCACGCUAUUCCAUGGUCGCCAUUUUGAUUUCGCCCAAAGGGCAAAUUUAGAGUCGUUGAGCAUCAUAGGUGGUCCCACCGACUAAAAAAGCGUUUUCUACAACAAUUUUAAACGAGCUGGUUAGUAGCUUAGCAGUUAAAGUGUUGGAAACUCGGCUGCUAGGCAAAAUCUAUAACCCCUUGUUUCCACAUUUUUGUAGUUUUGAAUAACAGAGUCAUCUGGUUUUGGUCGGUGUCAUCUGCCGAGCAAUGUGUUGAAUCAUACAUAUAGUAUUGCCACUCCUUUUGCACAAAGGCGAAAAACGUGAAAAAAUUCGUGAACUUCUUCAAGUUCCACCCCGAUCAGAUCACAUCGCUCAGUAGGUGACAUUGUGCCUUUAAAAUAUCUUAUUUCGUUUCGAUCAACGAUCCAACAUUUACGUGAUGGAAAGUUUUGCGCGUACGAAGAGCAACCGAGAGUUUGUCGAACUUCUCCGAUGAAUCUUCGGUGUGACGUCAUUACAUCAAGUUAGUGCGGAAUACUCUUACCCAUGAUCUAAAUGCAUUGUAUUCGGCAAUCUGCAUGUUAGGUACGGACUAUUGAACAAUAAGAAAAAACGCUUAGUGCAAGAAGAUUAAAUAGGUUAUAAGAAUUUUCAUAUAUCGAAAGAAGAGUACAAUCAUGAGUUGAUUGUUAAAUAUACCCUAUAAAUAUUCUAGUUAAUUGUUAUGAAAAACCUGUAUUGUAUUCAAAUGUUAUUAAAUUGUUCAAGAG